Messenger RNA from Lathyrus sativus (Indian pea), 444 nucleotides. Lineage: Eukaryota; Viridiplantae; Streptophyta; Magnoliopsida; Fabales; Fabaceae. The record is from the annotation of a GenBank genome assembly.
AUGGAGAAAGCAGACUCAAGCAGGAGGGCAUCAAGAAACCAGCCAAAUGCUCUCCCUCUCCUUGCCAUUCUUGCAAAGGAUGUAGGCAGCCUGGCAAUGAAUGAAAAGCUAGUGUUCAUCCCGAUACUCAAGAGAUGGCAUCCUUUGGCAGCAGGUCUUGCUGUGGCUACCCUUCAUGCAUGCUAUGGAAACGAAAUGAAGCAAUUCAUUGCCGGUAUCACAGAAUUGACCCCAGAUGAUGUUCAGGUGUUAAGAGCAGCAGACCAGUUGGAGAAAGACCUUGUGCAGAUAGCUGUUGAGGAUUCAGUAGACAGUGAUGAUGGCAACCUCGAAGCAAGAUCUUCUUUUAAAAGAGUUCGUGAACAUGAUAUCGAGACGUAUAUAAGGAGGCAGCUACAGUUUACUUUCGAAUUUGUGGUGAGGAUAUCCUACAUUCUGCUGUGA